This is a messenger RNA of Amoebophrya sp. A120, 1110 nucleotides long. The record is from the annotation of a GenBank genome assembly. Lineage: Eukaryota; Dinophyceae; Syndiniales; Amoebophryaceae.
AUUCAUGGUUCUUAGUGGCACAAGCACUACGUAAAGCAUAAACCUAACAUCACAAACAAGAUGGCGCGGAGCUACUUCGUCUUACCUGCUGUCGCUGGCCACAAUGCCUGCUUCUUGCAGGACCUGCCGUGGCACCAAAGCGCUGCCAUGCAAUUCCCCGAAUGAGCCCGCACCAAGAUGGCGCCUGCUGUGCAGCAGCAAAUAGUCGAAGUCAUUCUCCCCGUAUGCUCGUCCGGAAGACCUGGUUAUUGAACGAGAGUCAUUUGAUGUGCUUUGGCUUAUUGGCAGGUGUCGCGCUUGCACGCCAGCGGAGAAUAUACGGAGAGAACAAACGUCGUGCCUUUUCAUCGAGCAUCGAAGGCUCAGCGUUGUCCCCUUCUCCCGGCGCGGAUACAAAGCCUUCUCCUGCACGCGAAGUUUUUGAGUAGGAUUGCCGCGCACGGAAAGAAGUCCGUCGACCUGCAUGAACUCGUCGAUGGGAGGCUCGUAGACCAGGUCGGUGUCGUGGAUUUUGGUCAGGAAAAGCUCGCGUGCAUUUUUCUCCACCAGCGUCUCCUGGCUAUAGGCCUGGAGAAUAGCCAUCGGAUUCAGAUGCCGAAUGGCCGCGUGUCCGCGCCAGAUUUGUUGCAAUUUCGGCUUCAGGUUUUCCACCGUAACGCACCCGCUGGCGAUAUCGAAUUUUUCGUAGUUUUUGACCCGGUGGACCGGCUCAAUGAAGAAGCGGGAUGUGUCACCAACUGCCAGGCCCAAUAUGAAAAACACAAUUGGCAACACUAGUGCCCAGCAUCACAAUACGCAUGACAAAUAGGCACUGUUUCUUGACAUAUGUAGGCCCAUGUAUGAGUGAUCGCGUCGCACAUGCAAACGAAAAUAAAAAAGCUAGCCACUAGUGCUGCCACUUGUGUUGGCAUAUCUACCAGGAUCGUUCCGUGCAACCGGUCCCGCUCGUUGUUGAGGAUAAAGCGCAACCGGCGAUCGAAGUCAUCGCUCCAGUUAAGAGUAGACUUCAGUUGUACUCCAUUCCAAUGGUCAUCCUGCGCGUCUUCCAAUGCUGCUGGACACAAUCGAGCGAACAUAUCUGAAGUGGUUUCGAAGAUAAGUUUAAUUUGG